Messenger RNA from Vespula pensylvanica (western yellowjacket), 1526 nucleotides. Its product is annotated as O-glucosyltransferase rumi homolog. Bases 324 to 1526 code for a protein of 400 amino acids. The record is from RefSeq and is a predicted model, not a curated record. The transcript has 6 exons. Gene Ontology annotation, molecular function: UDP-xylosyltransferase activity; UDP-glucosyltransferase activity. Gene Ontology annotation, biological process: protein O-linked glycosylation; positive regulation of Notch signaling pathway. Gene Ontology annotation, cellular component: endomembrane system. Lineage: Eukaryota; Metazoa; Arthropoda; Insecta; Hymenoptera; Vespidae.
UUUCUCUCUCUUUUUUUUUUUUUCUAACUAUGAGUAUAGAAUCUACGAGCAGAAGCAAACAGAAGUAUUAGGCAACCGUUAAGCUUAGAAAACUUAAACGAUGUUAGAUGUUAACGAUUAUAACCAAUCAAUUUUAAGAUCGCUUUGCGAAUAAUUAAUCGUCAAAAAAUAAACACAUUGUAUUAAAAAUGAUUGGUUAAUAUAAUAUUGUUCAAUUAGUAUUGAUAUUUAAUAAGAAAGCUUUUCUAAAGUUUACAAAGUCUAUUCAUAAUUGGAAGUUACUUUUUUAUUUACUAUAUAUACAUUCAAACUACGGCGUAUGAAUGAAGUGCUUAAGUUUUAUUGUUUUAUUAAUAAUUUUUUUAAAAGGACACUGUGUCGAACAAUACUGCAAAAUUAAUGAUGCAGAACAUUGCAAGGAAAGAGAUGAAGGUUAUAAAUAUAAGAAAGUUGAAAAAUAUGAAGAAUAUAUUGAAGCUAUUCAUAAUGCUGAAAGGAAUUACAUAGAAUGCAAUGCUACGAGAUGUGAAUGUUUUAAGGAUAUAAUAAUUAGAGAUUUGAAGCCAUUCAAAAAAAAUGGUAUAAGUAAAGAAUUAAUUGAUAUAGCAAAGACCAGAGGUACAUUUUAUCAAAUAAUAGGUGGAAAGCUUUACAGAGAGAAAGAUUGUAUGUUUCCAUCAAGAUGUGCUGGGAUAGAACACUUUCUUUUGAAAAUAAUUCAUAACUUAACUGAUAUGGAUUUAGUUGUUAAUACUAGAGAUUAUCCUCAAUCAAAUAAGCAUUUUGGAAAACCUUUACCUGUGUUUUCUUUCAGCAAGACACCACAAUAUUAUGAUAUUAUGUAUCCAGCAUGGGCAUUUUGGGAAGGAGGACCCGCUAUAUCUUUAUAUCCUCGUGGUCUUGGACGGUGGGAUCAACACCGUGAAUUAUUAAAUAAAGCUAGUGAAAACAUACCAUGGAAUAAGAAAAAAGAAAAAGUAUUUUUUCGUGGCUCCAGAACAAGUUCUGAACGCGAUAAUUUAAUAUUAUUGAGCCGUAAAAAUCCAAACUUAGUUGAUGCACAGUAUACAAAAAAUCAAGCAUGGAAGUCAGAUGAAGAUACAUUACAUGCACCUCCAGCUUCUGAAGUUCCAUUAGAAUCUCAUUGUGCAUAUAAGUAUUUAUUUAACUAUAGAGGAGUUGCAGCUUCAUUUCGAUAUAAACAUUUGUUCCUGUGUCGAUCCUUAGUUUUCCAUGUUGGUGAUGAAUGGACAGAAUUUUAUUAUGAUGCAAUGAAACCAUGGAUUCAUUUUAUUCCUGUUCCUAAGGAUGCUAGCCAAACUGAUUUAAAAGAACUCAUACAAUUUGCAAUAGACAAUGAUAUUUUAUCAGAAAAAAUUGCAAAUCGCGGAAGAGAUUUUAUAUGGCAUAAAUUAAGAAUGAAAGAUAUAUUAUGCUUUUGGAAAAAACUAUUGAAGAGUUAUGGGAAAAUUUUUUCGUAUAAACCAGUUUUAGAUAAACGUCUAAUUAAAAUUGAGCGAAAAUAA